Diaporthe batatas is the source of this 2103-nucleotide messenger RNA. RefSeq lists its product as uncharacterized. Bases 1 to 2103 code for a protein of 700 amino acids. Lineage: Eukaryota; Fungi; Ascomycota; Sordariomycetes; Diaporthales; Diaporthaceae. Gene Ontology annotation, cellular component: cytoplasm; microtubule; membrane. Gene Ontology annotation, molecular function: microtubule binding; GTP binding; GTPase activity. The record is from RefSeq and is a predicted model, not a curated record. The transcript is spliced from 5 exons.
AUGGGAAGCACCGUGGCCAACGGCAUCAACGCCAACUCGUCCCUCGACGACUUGCAAACCGAUGAGCAGCGCCGGGUUCUCGACACGGUCUCCAAGGUCCGUAAGUGCGGACUAGACAGUGUUCUUGACUUGCCUCAGAUCGUAGUCUGCGGCGACCAGUCCUCCGGAAAGAGCUCGGUCCUUGAGGCUUUGACGGAGAUUCCAUUUCCAAGGAACGACAAUCUUUGCACUCGCUUCGCUACGGAGAUCAGUCUUCGCCGAGAGCCCACCAACAGCCUGGACUUGAAGAUCAUUCCAGGCAUGAAGCGCACCAAGUCUGAGCAAGAGAAAAUGAAGAACUUUUCAGAGUCCAUCACGGACCUCAAAGAGCUUCCACGCAUCAUGGACAAGGCCAUGAGUAUCCUGGGCAUCUCUGACGGCCAGAGCGCCUUUGCAGAGGACACCCUCAGCAUCAAGAUUCAGGGGCCUGACCGCCCACAGCUUACUCUUGUGGACAUCCCAGGUAUCAUUCAGUCUUCAACCAGGGGUGUAUCCGAUGCCGAUGUCGCCAUGGUCGCGGGUAUCACGGAGCGCUACAUUGAACAGCAUAGGACCAUUUGUCUGGCCGUUGUCUCUGCAACCAAUGACGCCGCUAAUCAGCCGAUCCUCCAGCAUGUCCGCAAGUUCGAUCCGCGCGGCGAGCGAACCCUUGGUGUCAUCACGAAGCCUGAUCUUCUAAGUGCUGGCUCGGGCUCGGAGUCCAAGUUCCUCGAGCUCGCUCGCAAUGAGGACGUUAUUUUCAACCUCGGCUGGCACGUAAUCAAAAACCGAAAGUUUGAAGAGUCCAACUUUUCCAUCGACGAGCGCAACCUAUCUGAGAAGAUGUUCUUCACUACGUCCAAUUUCAAAUCUCUUCCUAAAGAGAACGUCGGCAUCGACACUCUUCGGGUGAAACUCAGCCAGCUGCUGUUCGAGCAUGUCAAGAACGAGCUGCCUCGCCUUGAGAAGGAUAUCGAGGAAGCUCUCAAGACUGCGGAAGACGAGCUGCAGCUGCUUGGAAUGCCGCGUUCAACCGAGUCCGAGUGCCGCGAGUUCUUCGCGGACCUGAACUUGAAAUCUUUCGAGUUGUGCCGGGCCGGGGUGAGUGGCCACUAUGAGAACGCCUGGUUCAAGAAGGGCAAAUCCAUCGUGAAGGACUGCGACAUCCCGAUCCGUCGAAUCCGGGCUAUCAUUCAGUGGGCCAACACCAAGUUUGCCGACGAGUUUCGACUGAAGGGCCACAAGUAUGAAAUUCAGCUGAGCGAGUCCAAGUCGACGUCGUCGAAGAACCCCAAAGCGCUCUGCAAGAAAGACGCCUUGAAAUGGGUCAAGAGUGUCCUCCAGCGUGCGCGUGGCACAGAGCUGCUCGGAACUUUCAACCCCAACAUGGUUGCGGAACUUUUCUGGGAGCAGUCCGAGGCCUGGGAGAAGCUCUCAGUUGCACACAUCGAGAGCGUCGCCAACAUGUGCGAGCAGUUCGUCUCUGCUAUUUUGACAUCCAUUGCUCCAACGAACAUCAAAGCUCGUGUUUGGUCGUCCCUGGUUGCCCCAGCCCUCCAGCAGCGUUCCCAAGACGCCCUGAAGGAGCUCGACAAGCUUUUGACUGAUGUCAGGGACUUUCCAAUCAACUACAACCAUUACUACACGGACACUGUUCACACGAAACGGCAACAGCGGAUGCUCGAGCAGCUGGGAGACUUUGUUCCGGAUGACACGAACUGCCCCAUAUGGAAUGCCAGCGCCAAGGACGUCAUCAAGACUGCUGUGAACAAUUGGGGCAAUGCGACCACCGCCGACAUGGAGGAUUUCAGCUGCGAGGAAGCCUUGGACUGCCUGCUUGCCAUCUACCAGGUUCAGCAAAAGACCUUCAUUGCCAACAUCACCACGCAGGUGAUUGAGCGGCACAUCGUCCGCGGCCUACACAACAUAUUCUCGCCCAUGGUCACCCUCAACAUUCCGAGCUCGAAGAUCGAGAGCAUGGUCGCUGAGCCUUCGGUGGCGAAGCGGAAGAGGGACUAUCUGACGGACCAGACCGAGAAGCUGCGAGAAGGCAAGAAGAUAUUUCGUGGCAUCAGCCAGAGCUGA